Messenger RNA from Lathyrus sativus (Indian pea), 450 nucleotides. NCBI's taxonomy places the organism in Eukaryota, Viridiplantae, Streptophyta, Magnoliopsida, Fabales, Fabaceae. The record is from the annotation of a GenBank genome assembly.
AUGUUCGCUAAGAAGCUAAACCCCUUCACAAAGAAGCAACCACAACACGUCGUCGUUUCUUCGAUUUCAAACGCGAAUACAAAGAAGCUAUGGAGGCUUCCGCACGUGUUCUCCAGAAUGCUCGAGCUUCCUUUCCCUUCAGACGCCGAUGUUUCGAUCGAAGAAACAGCGCAGUUUUUUCGAUUCGUUACUUCAUGCAACCAGACGAAUAUUUUUCUUUCCGGUGGUGUGUGUGCUCACGCAAUCGAGAUUCUUCCGGGGAUAACUAAAAUUGUGAUAAAGAGACUCGAUGGUGGCGAUGUAGUGGUGCCCGGUCAGCAGGAGAGACGGUCUUCUUUUAGUCUUGAUUUAUGGCGAUUUCGGCUUCCGCCUUGCACGCAGCCGGAGAGAGUUACCGCCGUUUGCAUCGGUGGGAAGCUGGUAGUGACGGUUCCGAAAACCAAAGGAUAG